CGUUGAGCGGGGAAGAAGAUGGCUCCUCGGUACUUGGCUGUGUGUUGUUUCAGAAUGCCACUGUCUUCCGCUGGCAUCCGUAUGGAUUCAUCAGCUUCAUACGUUUUCUACAAAUGCUGCCAGAUAUGACCCCGUCGCUGCCAUGUAGGUAAGCCUACACAACCAUGGAUCCAUCGUUUUAUCUUGCUGCUGGGAUUGCUGGCGUGGCCACCCACCUGUUGUAUUUUCACAAUGGCGAACACCACUUAUAUCCCCAACGGUACCUCCAGGCGCUCCUUCUGCUAUCCUUGACGGUAGCUGGACUGUUCAAAUAUGUCGCAAAAGUUGCCACUGCCGAUGCCAUAUCCCUCUCCGCCAGGUUGACCACCGUAUAUGUCGCCGGCAUCUACCUGAGCGUGGUAAUCUACCGCCUCUUCUUCAACCCACUCAACAAAUAUCCAGGCCGCCUCCUCGCCCGCCUCACAGCCUUCGAUCAAGUCUUUCGCGUCGCCAAGAACAAGGACAUGUUCCUGAAACUAUACGAUGCACACCAGAAACUGGGCAACUUCGUCCGCAUCGGGCCCAAUGAUCUAUCCGUCGCUGAUGCAGACGCUGUCCGGGUGGCGUUUUCGGCUCAGACGACAUGUUCAAAAGCACCCUGGUACUCGAUUGAACUCCCUGCGUAUUCAAUGCACUCGACGAGGUCGAGGGCAGAUCACGAUAAACGACGGCGUAUCUGGAGUCCGGCGUUCAGCGAUAAGGCUCUGCGAGGGUAUGAACAGCGGGUGUUGAAGUAUAACAAGAGUCUGCUAGAGCGUCUCUCGUCAUUUGACGGUCAAACCGUGAAUGCAUCGCGAUGGUUCAAUCUGUGGAGUUUCGACGUUAUGGGAGACCUGGCAUUCGGGCGGUCCUUCGAUAUGCUCGCAUCCAAGUCCCAGGAAGAGCACUGGGCGAUUCAGAUCCUGAACAACGCACAAGAUAAAGCCGGCCUGGCAUUUCCGCCGUGGCUUAAUCGGCUUCUCUGGCAUGUCCCCGGAAUCAGAAAGUCGUAUUUCCGGUUCUUGAACUAUUGCGCCGAGAUGAUUGAACAGAGGAUGCUUGUGCAGGGGAAGCAGCAAAACCCUGACAUCACGCACUAUCUUAUUGAAGAUUUCAACAAGAGGAGCACAGAAGACCAGAAGGUCGAGAUCCACUCUCUACAUCUAGACAGUAAACUCAUUAUCGUGGCCGGUAGCGAUACAACUGCAGCUACGCUGACAUACAUGUUCUUCCACCUCGCCACCGAAGAGGGCCUCCUGGCGCGGCUUCGACAAGAAAUCGAACCACUACUAGGGGAGAACGGAGAGAUUGAACACCGGGACCUCCAAAACGCACAGCUCUUAAACGGCUGCAUAAACGAAACCCUACGACUACAUCCCCCGGUCCCCAGCGGCCUCUACCGCAAAACACCCCCCGAAGGAGUCCAAAUCGGCCAGGAAUAUAUCCCAGGGAAUACCACUCUCCAGAUCCAUCUAUACUCAAUCGGACGGAGCGAGAACCACUUCACACAGGCAAACGACUUCAUACCCGAACGAUUCUUCUCGCGCCCUGAACUGAUUAAACACAAGGACGCAUUUAGUCCGUUCUCAAUGGGGCCGUAUGGCUGUAUUGGGAAGAACCUGGCAUAUAUGCAGAUUCGGCUGCUGACUGCGUAUCUUAUUACGAAGUUUGAUGUGCGUUUGGCGCCUGGGGAGGAUGGGCAGGAUUUGUUGCUCAGGUCGGCGGAUCAUUUUACGACUGGGCUGGCGCCGUUGAAUUUGUGUUUUAUUAAAAGGGAUUAGGUUUUGCUGGCUGUCAUUUAGGCUACUGUACUUGAG
Aspergillus versicolor CBS 583.65 is the source of this 1835-nucleotide messenger RNA. RefSeq names its product cytochrome P450. The transcript has a single exon. NCBI's taxonomy places the organism in Eukaryota, Fungi, Ascomycota, Eurotiomycetes, Eurotiales, Aspergillaceae. The record is from RefSeq and is a predicted model, not a curated record. Bases 165 to 1799 code for a protein of 544 amino acids. Gene Ontology annotation, molecular function: iron ion binding; oxidoreductase activity, acting on paired donors, with incorporation or reduction of molecular oxygen; monooxygenase activity.